This is a messenger RNA of Paramecium primaurelia, 230 nucleotides long. The record is from the annotation of a GenBank genome assembly. NCBI's taxonomy places the organism in Eukaryota, Ciliophora, Oligohymenophorea, Peniculida, Parameciidae.
AUGAUUCCAAUCCAAUGUCAUAAUCAUAUUACCGAAGGUACUAUAUAUUCCCUAUCAUAUUUUAAGCCUCAAAUUACAUCACUACACUACUUAUAUCCCAAGAAAAAAUAUUUUAAGCCAAAGGAGCUUUAAUCCUUAAAGGAGAGUUUAUAAAUUAAUGGGGUAUAGAUUUAAAGACAUUUUUUAAAUAAAAAGGAAGCUGCUUUAUAGAAGAUUUAUAGAAAAAGUGA